GUUUUGUAACAAGCAGCUGGAGGAAACGUGGUCAUGUAGGGUGACGACGUAGUGAUUGUUGUUCGUGUAUUUGCCUUUUGUUUUUAAUACAUAGGUUUUUAUUUUAACUUUUUAUAUAAUUUUUUGUGUAAUUUUAAAGAAGUCAUUAUGUGUGCAGCAAGAACUGUAAUCUGCUUGCUAAGAAAUGACCUGCGCUUUAACGACAACGAGAUACUGUAUUGGGCCCAGGCAAAUGCAGAAUAUGUUGUUCCUCUUUACUGCUUUGAUCCAAGGCAUUAUUUAGGAACACAUACCUUCAAUUUUCCAAAGACAGGCCCUUUUAGACUGAAGUUUUUGCUGGAAAGUGUGAAGGAUUUAAGGGAAACCAUGCAGAAAAAAGGAAGUAACUUGGUGGUGAGAAAAGGGAAACCAGAGGAAGUUAUCCAAGAACUCAUUCAAAAACUGAAAUUUGUGACAGCUGUAACAUUUCAAGAUGAGGUCACAAUGGAGGAAAAGGUCGUAGAAUAUGGAGUAAAACAAGUUUGUUCACAACUGAAUAUCAAGGUUCAAACAUUUUGGGGAUCUUCCCUUUUUCAUAGAGAUGAUCUACCCUUUCAUCAUAUUUCCCAGUUGCCAGACGUGUUCACUUACUUUAGGAAAGCUGUGGAGUCUCAAGGCAUUGUGCGGCCCACAUUUGCAAUGCCCAGUCAGAUGAAGCCCCUUCCUGAAGGAGUGGAGGAAGGAGACAUUCCAUCCCAUGAGACCUUUGGACAAAUCUGUCCCUUACUGGACCCACGCAGUGCAUUUCCCUGUGAAGGGGGUGAAACAAAGGCAUUGGAACGACUCAUGCACUACUUCUGGGAUAAGAAUUUAAUUGCUACUUAUAAAGAAACACGCAAUGGACUAAUUGGCAUAGAUUAUUCAACAAAAUUUGCUCCCUGGCUUGCACUGGGCUGCAUUUCUCCAAGAUAUAUUUAUGAACAAGUUAAGAAGUAUGAGAAAGAGAGAAUGGCAAAUCAGAGCACAUACUGGGUAAUUUUUGAGUUAUUGUGGAGAGACUAUUUUCGUUUUGUGGCCUUAAAGUAUGGAAGAAGGAUUUUUUUCCCCAAAGGUCUUCAAGAUAAGGCUGUGGCCUGGAAGAAAGAUGGUAAACUCUUUGAUACAUGGAAAGAAGGAAAAACUGGUGUGCCAUUUGUAGAUGCCAAUAUGAGGGAGCUGGCAUUGACAGGUUUUAUGUCCAAUAGAGGGCGUCAGAAUGUGGCUAGCUUUCUCACAAAGGACCUCGGCUUAGACUGGAGAAUGGGAGCUGAAUGGUUUGAGUACUUGCUGACUGACUAUGAUGUAUGUAGCAACUAUGGGAACUGGCUAUAUAGUGCUGGGAUUGGCAAUGACCCUCGAGAAAAUCGAAAGUUUAACAUGAUCAAGCAAGGUCUGGACUAUGAUGGGGAUGGUGAAUAUGUCAGAUUGUGGGUUCCAGAGCUGAAGGAGAUUAAGGGAGGAGAUAUUCACACACCAUGGGCACUCAGUAGUGCCUCUCUAUCCCAUUUCAACGUGCAUUUGAAUGAAACCUAUCCAUCUCCCAUUAUUGUGCAACCAGAAUGGAGCAGACAUACCAACCAGAAACCUGCUAAUUCCUCUGGACAUAGACGAGGAAGAGGAGGUUCUCACAAUCUUCCAAAACAGCACAAGGACCGUGGAAUAGAUUUUUAUUUUUCAGGGAAUAAACAUUCAGAGUAAGCAUACAAAGAAAUUUAACAGUAACUGUAUAUACAGUGUUUACUCAGUAAAAGCUAUACCGUAUGUGUCACCCAGAGAAGAAGGCAAUAUGUUUGAAGGAAAUGCCUUACAGUGGGAUCUUGGGUUCAAAAAGCGCAGUGUGCUAUCUGAUGCAAACUAACUACUUCCAUUGAAACUUAACUAGUUCUCAUCCCAUCAUGAAAUCUGUAAGCUAUGGUGACAGUUGAUUCUGCAGUUCCCAAAUCUGUGCCCUAAAGCCAAAAGCACCAUUGGCAUUGGUUGCUGCUAAAAUGCACCUCUUUAAAAUCCUGUAGUAAAUGUUUUUUGGAAGAUUAAGACUAAGUAAAGAAGUAAAACCCAGUCUGAAUAAC
Molecule: messenger RNA, 2087 nt
Organism: Erpetoichthys calabaricus (reedfish)
Lineage: Eukaryota; Metazoa; Chordata; Cladistia; Polypteriformes; Polypteridae
Gene: cry-dash
Product: cryptochrome DASH
Exons: 14
Coding region: 148-1716 (522 amino acids)
Biological process (GO): photoreactive repair
Molecular function (GO): damaged DNA binding; deoxyribodipyrimidine photo-lyase activity; FAD binding
Source: RefSeq, a predicted model, not a curated record